UCUCCUGCUGCUCGAGGAGCCGGCCGCCACCAUGAAUGACACUGUAACCAUCAGAACCAGGAAGUUCAUGACAAACAGACUUCUGCAACGUAAACAGAUGGUCAUAGAUGUUCUUCAUCCUGGAAAGGCCACAGUACCUAAGACUGAAAUUAGAGAAAAACUGGCCAAGAUGUACAAAACAACUCCAGAUGUCAUUUUCGUCUUUGGAUUCAGAACCCAUUUUGGUGGUGGCAAAACAACAGGCUUUGGCAUGAUUUAUGAUUCCCUUGACUAUGCAAAGAAAAACGAACCAAAGCACAGACUUGCAAGGCAUGGCCUGUAUGAGAAGAAAAAGACAUCAAGAAAGCAGCGAAAGGAACGAAAAAACAGAAUGAAGAAAGUCAGGGGUACUGCAAAGGCAAACGUCGGUGCUGGCAAAAAGAAGGAAUAAAAGGCACGCACUAUGGAUGGUGUUUAUCCGUGAAGAUAAUAUGGAUUUUUUCAUCAGGGCAUAAAUAAACCUUGUACACACUUCAAAAAAAAAAAA
Messenger RNA from Gracilinanus agilis (Agile Gracile Mouse Opossum), 526 nucleotides. RefSeq names its product 40S ribosomal protein S24. NCBI's taxonomy places the organism in Eukaryota, Metazoa, Chordata, Mammalia, Didelphimorphia, Didelphidae. Gene Ontology annotation, molecular function: structural constituent of ribosome. The transcript has a single exon. Gene Ontology annotation, cellular component: ribosome. The coding region runs from base 32 to 430 and encodes 132 amino acids. The record is from RefSeq and is a predicted model, not a curated record. Gene Ontology annotation, biological process: translation.